This is a messenger RNA of Penicillium digitatum Pd1, 822 nucleotides long. The record is from RefSeq and is a predicted model, not a curated record. Lineage: Eukaryota; Fungi; Ascomycota; Eurotiomycetes; Eurotiales; Aspergillaceae.
AUGGCACAUUUGGAGGAUUUGCAUUCUUUGCUUCGCUCGAAUUAUUUCUCCUCUUGGCCGUUACGAGCCCGUUUCUUUUGUGUUGAUGUCUAUCGUGUGUGGCGUGCCUGGAAUGACCGUGUAGAUGGUCGCUUGCCCAGCAACAUCAAGGUUAUCACAGAUGGAGACAACCUUGCAACGGUGCCCAAUUCCAAGGAAGGCGACGAGCUCGCACCCGUUGGAAGCGUCAAAAACCUAUCAAUUAACUACACCAAGCUUGAGGACCAUAUCGAAAAGUCAAUGUUCAUGCUGGAAGAUCCGGAUGAUCUGCAGUGCACGGUCUGUAGAGAGUCGAUCUUCCCAGGCGAAGAACAGAUAGUAGUUUGUCCACACCCGAAUUGCCGCGGCACGAGUCAUUUAUUAUGUUUAUCUACCACAUUCCUCGAUGCGACCAACGAACCAGGUCUCCUGGUGCCCAUCGAAGGGACCUGCCUGUCGUGCAGAAACACCGUACAAUGGGUGACAAUGAUGCGAGAGCUAAGCUUCCGCAACAGAGCAGACAAGGAGGCGCGUGCAAUUUUAAGAAAGAAAGAGAAACGUGCUCGCAAAGAGUCUGUUGCCAUGGAGGCAUAUUCAGGACCUCAGUCAACUUCUAUUGAACCAAGGUCACUGUCGGAAGAGCCGACCGAAGACGACCUAGGGCCAAAUUGGUUCGAGGAAGUAGAAAUAGAAUCCGACUCUGAUUUCGAGGGCCGACAGAAGCACCGCUCGACUCGACCUCCACCAAAGCUCGAGAUCGUGAUUGAAGACAGCGACUGGGAUGACGCAGAACUCGUUGAAUGA